Molecule: messenger RNA, 1330 nt
Organism: Paramuricea clavata
Lineage: Eukaryota; Metazoa; Cnidaria; Anthozoa; Malacalcyonacea; Plexauridae
Source: the annotation of a GenBank genome assembly
CUAAAAAGAUGCGCAGUCGUGAAUUUGGCGGAAAAUGGCCGAACGCGUGUUUGAUAAAAAGAUAUUUUUUGAAAAUAUGGCUUAAAAAGUGUGUAUUUUUUUAUAAAAUAUAGUGGAAAUUCAUAUUUUUGAGCAGCACAGUAGGUAGACAUGUCUUACAGGGUGUAUUUUGGUCGAUUGCCGGAGAAUUUAAGUCAAGAUGACUUUGAGAAAAUGCUCUCAGAACAUGGCAAAGCGAGGAAUAUUGAAUGGAAGUCGGGGUAUGCUUAUGUGGAUUAUAAACACGGCUCUGAUGCCUCGAAAACUGUUCAGAAUCUCAACGGCAAGGAGGUGGGUGGGAAUAAUAUUCUUGUUGAGCUCGCUCGGAAUGGGGGUAGCGCCCGUGGCGGUUAUGCGGUUGCCGGGGCGUUUGCAGCACGGCCCUUUGCAAAACCCCCUCAGCCCAGGCCGAUUCGGACUCCUCAUCGUGUCCGCAUCGAGAACUUAUCGAGCCGUACAAGGUGGAUGGAGCUGAAGGAGUUAUUAUCAUUAGCAGGGGAGGUUACGUUUGCCGAUACCCACAAACGCAAGACCGGCGAAGGCAUCGUUGAAUUCGCAACAAGACAAGACAUGGAAGAAGCGAUCAAAACGUUUCACAACACAAACUUCUACGGUAAAACUAUUAAAAUUUACGACGAAUCUCCUAGGGGUAGAUCAAGGUCGCCUAGUGGGAAAAAAAGUCGCUCACGUUCACGCCAUCGUUCGUCAGAAAGGAAAAGACGAAGCCGUUCAAAAUCACCGUCUCCUCGAAAAAAGUCGUCUUCCUCUAGACAUCGGUCACGAUCCCCUCGCCGAAGCUCUAAAAGGCGCUCAAGGUCGAAGGAUAGACGUCGGUCUUCGAGGAAAAGGGAUUCUAGGUCAAGAACUCCAAAAAGAAAUUCUCAUAAAAAGUCGAAAAAAUCCAAACGGGACCCAUCCCGCUCGCGGUCAAAAUCACCAAGACGUAAAAAACAUAAACAUAGUCGAUCACGCUCACAUUCUAGUUCGGGUAAUAACAAUGACUUGAGAAGAAAACCUAAGAAAAAGAAAAGAGGUUCUUCCAGCUCGUCGGGAAGCGACACCUCUGAUAGUAACAAAUCAAAAUGAUAUUUUUACAUUUUUAAACUCGAUACCAAGAGAAACUGUAAUAUGAAAACGAGUAGUUGGCGACAUAGUUGCGUCUACUAGCUGUGAUUUUAUGUAGUUUGGUCCGUCAUGUUUCAAAUUUAUUCUUCAUUUCUACCUAUACACUAUGAUCCCUCAUUCAAGACUUUAUUCACUUACUAGCCUUGUUUUCAUGGUUUGAUACAAA